AUGAGUCAUUAUGGCGUAGUCGAGCCAUCAUCCGAUUACGAAACAAGUGACGCUGGGACAAACUCACUAAACAACAGUCUGAGUGAGGAGGAGUUUACAGCAGAAUGUUCUAACAUCAACAGUGAUGGUUUGAAGUUGAUGAUCUCUUUUAGAAAAAGAAGCUGUGAUGAUGAAGUGGAUAACUCACCCCGAGCCAACUUGAACGAGGCUACCAGUAAAGAUUUGUUUGCAGCGGACAGUGAGCGCAUGAGAAUGGACAGACAGAUAUUGCCAUCCGACAUGGAGAGUUUUCCUAAUAGUGGCAAAUCACCUUGCACCUUGUCUCUUGCAGGUAACGACAGUGACGACAUGUCAUGUUUCACUGCUCCGGCCAGUCCUUCAAGUGCAAUGAAAGCAACUGCAUCCUCCUCCUCCACUGGAAGGGAGAAGUCUUUGCUAAUUGAAGUUUCACAUGAAAAUAUAACAGCUUAUAAAGAAGAUUUCUUGGAUGUGUUGAAGACUAGUGAACUCCUCAAGCCUUUGAAAAGGGCUGAACAAGUUGGCAGCAUUGUCUCUUCUGCAAAUGAUGUUCAUGAUCCGCUGCUGAGAUUAGAUAAUUUACCAAAUGUUUCACCAGACAGUGGUAUUAUUUCUUUAGAUGAAUCACCUUAUGGCAAUGAUUCACCGAGUUCGCUUGUAAAUGGUGAAGUGAAUAUUGACCCGCACCAUGGUUUGCUAACAUCUUGCAGCAUUGAUGAUCACCAUAUGAUUGCCAGAAUGGAACCUGUGGCAUCCUUUCAUCUAUCUCAUGAAGUGGCAUUAGAUGCUUUUGAUAAAUGCACAGCUGGCCAGGAUGUGCUCAGGGGCACUUCUGACAUACCAGAUGAAGGUAAAGGAAGCCGGUCAGUGGUAGCUGGAGAUCAUACAUCUUCUACACUGAGUGUUGGUAAAGCAACAGUAUCAUUAGGGCAGGCAGCUGCUGGAAUUUGUCAUUCCCUUAAAAGCAAAUGUGCAAGAGCUCCAGGCAAUAAUGAUAGUGUCAACAUACAUUUGGAGGUAGCAUCUCAGUCUCCACUCUCCACAAAUGGUAAUGGCAUCAUCCUUUCUUCACCUCAUAAAAUUAGUCAAGCUAUGGGCCGUAAGAAAAGAGGGCGACCCCCAAAGAAAAAGAACAGCCUGUUGUUCAAACAUAAAAGGAGCACUCUGUAUACUAGUGUGUAUGGAAGCGAGAGUGUUUCAGAAAGAAAAGUCACAAACACAGACUGUGAGAAUAGUAAAGGCAGCAUUAUUGAUAACAAAGACUUCUGUCAUGUUGAGCAAACAUGUUUAAGUCCCCCAGCGUCGGUUAGAGGGAAGACAGGCGAUCAAAGAACAAAUGUUAACUGUGAUAGUUCUCUUGUGAAAACAAGAACUCCUGGAAGACCUAAAGGUUCACUGUCGAAAAACAAGGUCGUUGAUGUUGUUUUUAAACGCACAUUUAGAAACAAUCCCCAUAAACUUAACAGGUUUGCAUCUGUAAAUGGUGCUGCGCCUGCUGUUGGUCACAGCAAAAAAUUGGAAAGUAAACUGAAGCGCCCUCGUGGCAGGCCCCGGAAGAUUCCUCUGCCAGAAGGUAAUUUCUCAAAUAAUGAGACACUCUGUUCACCAGACAAAGGAGCCCAAGGCAAUGUAACUUUAAGUUCAGAUUGCUACCCAGGACUAUCUCCCAGUACGGAGCCUGUAGGGAGUAAGGCAGCAGAAAGGAAGGUUAUCAGGAGAAGAGUGUCCAUCCAGAGAAGAAACAAAAACCAGGAAUUAUUAGAUGAUACUCAUGAAUCUUUGAAGCUGACUGACUUUCCUUCUGACAAUAACUUGUGGUGCGGAUCAUUUACUUCAGAACAACAACAGCUCAGUAAAACACUUUGUUCCAGGAAAAUUAAAGCAGAUUUGCCAUCAAACAAAGUUAAAUCUCCUGUUCACGUUGAAAAAUCUGUUUUUCAAGAUAAUGAUCUCGAUGCUCUGUUGAAAAGUGUCAAGUCUUCUAUUAACAGCCAGUUUGCUAAUGAGGAUACAAAUGGUGAUAUACUCUCUUUUGAAAAUCCAUUCAGAGUUGUUCAUCCAACAUCGUUCCCAAAAAUAAUGAGGCCAGGUCCUCCAGGUUUGGUGAAACCUAAAUCCAAAAAGCCCAAAUUACAUGUUAUGAUGAGAAGAACAAAGAGAAAGAAAAGGAAAAAGCUCCCAAACAACAAACCAGUGGCAACAAAUGCAGCUUUAACAAACAGAACACUCAACGUUUUCGACACAGUGGUCCUGCAGAAGAAGUUUACAGUUUUACCGCAGGGACAAACAGAAUUAUUUACAUGUUCAGUUUCUGAUAAGCGGUUAUCAUUUUUCAACUCACUUGUUCAGCCAUCAAAAAUCCUUGCUUCAAGUCGUCUGAACGUGUUCCGCUCUGGCACAGGUGUGGAUGGUCCGCACAGAUCGGGCUCACCAAUUGAUAUGGAUCAGUUGGAUUGUUCCGAUAGACGAGGCAAGAAACGACAUCGUCUCUUAUAUAGGAAGUCAAAGCACAGGAAUAUAAUAGAUCCAGUGUUUGCUGCAGAUUUAGACACCCUGGUGACAGGGUUAAAUUCUAUGUCCGUGUGUGAGAAUCCAGCUGAUAAUUUCAUCCGGGUUCGGCCAGGAGAAGUGCCCUUGCCUUCAAUAUUUAGAGUCAUUAAAAUAGAUGUGAACAAAAAGGUAAAAGAUCGGAUUUUUAUUUCUGAAACCUACACAUUAGACAAGUCAAAACAGCCAAAACCUAGGAAAGACACCCCUUCUCCAUAUGAAAUACCAGCAACAGGCUUCAAGCCAAUAAUUAAAGGGGGGCGUAAGAAAAGCAGCUCUGACCAGCCCAUUGAUCAGCGAGAGUUUUCUUCUUUGAGCGAUUCGAGUGACCAGUGCCUUCCGCCAAAGAAACGCCAUAGGCUAGUGAAUAUGGAAGUAUCGUUAAUGCAUUCUUCAGUGCUUGGUUCAGCAGAGGAAACUGCUUUCUUGAAUAGAGAUCUCAAGUCUUUAGCAUGGAAGCGAAGAGGGAGACGACCAAGGAAACUGUCUGGACUUGAAGAAAACAAAGAUGAAAAAUUCAUGCAAGGACGACUGGGACAGCUGUUUGUUGAUCAAGCUCUCACCAUAGACACAAGUAGCUUUUCUGUGGGUGGAUCUAGUGUGUGUACCCCAUCGUUGUCACCUUGCCCUAGCAGGCUGUCCACCCGGAGCUCAACCAUGCCCUCCUUAUCCUCACCUUCGCCCACAGGGUCGGCAACUUUCAGAAACAGGCAAUGUUUAAAAAGCACCUUUCCACUGGCAUGUCCUCUCCACUCCAGUUCACAUUGUUUAACGGAUCGAUUAUCGUGUGCUGAGUGUCGUCUUCUGGAGCAGUCAGCAUCUCCGGGCAUACUUCAUCCAGGUCGCACAACCCUUAGAUCACUAUCUGUCCAGGCUUCGGAGUCCAGCCACUGUUCGGAACGACCUGUCAGCAGUUCUGAACCCAGUCCUAUAGGGAAGGAGACAUUACAGUUGGAUAGGAUGCAGGUUAGAAGUGUUCAGAAACUAAAAAAAUCACCUAGUUUAUCUGUUCAUGAUUCAGAUUCAUCACCUCCCAGAUUACAGAAGAACACAUCUUUAUCACCAAACACAUAUCAUAGUAGCAGCAGUUGCUCCGAUCCACCGGAAAUUACUCCUUUUAAAAGAUGCAUGUCCCCCAGAAGACAGUCCUCGUAUAGAGAAAGCCCCAUAGUUCUAGAAUCACCGGUCAGCACCACAUUAUCAAAAAAGAUAUGUUCAGAUACUUCACCUCAAAGAAGUUUGAGACAGCCUUCAACAAAGUCAGCUUCUUUGAGUUCUGCCAGAAAGUUGUGCAAUAAACGCAGCACCUCACCACAAAGUUCAAGCAAAUCUGUGAUUCAGUCAUCUCACCCUGAAUUUGAACCAUUGCCACUAGAACAUUGUAGUAAGCGCAAGUUGGUGGAGGAGAUUCAGGCAGCUACAGCCUGUGAGAGUGAUGAUGACAGCUCAUACAGUCGUGUAGAUAAUCAUAACCAUAAGGCUCAGCUGCCAUCCUCUACAUCGGAUGUUUCCAUGGGCCAGCCUCCUCGUAAGCGUUUCCAGAGAGUUGGAUUAUUCUCGGAUUUUUACAAAGAUGAAGAACCUAGGAAACGUUGUGAGAACAUGGUCAAGUGUCGGGACAAACUUGUGUAUGUGAAAGAGGAGCAUGAGUUUGGUCUGAUCCCUCAGCCGCUGCAUAUUGGCCAGUAUUAUAUGAGACAGAAUCAGGACUUUCAGCUGCCUUAUGACAUUUGGUGGCAGCACAUCCAUCAGCAGCUACCAAAGAAGGCAGAGCCAAAAAUCAAGUUUAGAACCAUCAGAACAAAUGUGUACUCAGAUAGCAGAGUCAGCAGCCGCAAGCUGGAGGUGCCUCUCUGUAGCUGCAUCCCACUCCAUUGUGGUGGAAAAGGCUGUGGAGAUGAUUGCCUAAACAG
Molecule: messenger RNA, 4478 nt
Organism: Candidula unifasciata
Lineage: Eukaryota; Metazoa; Mollusca; Gastropoda; Stylommatophora; Geomitridae
Source: the annotation of a GenBank genome assembly